This is a messenger RNA of Gilbertella persicaria, 2681 nucleotides long. RefSeq names its product peptidase family M41-domain-containing protein. Bases 1 to 2433 code for a protein of 810 amino acids. The record is from RefSeq and is a predicted model, not a curated record. Gene Ontology annotation, cellular component: mitochondrial inner membrane; m-AAA complex. Gene Ontology annotation, biological process: mitochondrial protein processing; mitochondrial electron transport, cytochrome c to oxygen; protein-containing complex assembly. NCBI's taxonomy places the organism in Eukaryota, Fungi, Mucoromycota, Mucoromycetes, Mucorales, Choanephoraceae. The transcript has 4 exons. Gene Ontology annotation, molecular function: metalloendopeptidase activity; ATP hydrolysis activity; zinc ion binding.
AUGGGUAAGCGUUUCUAUUCUGCUGGUCAUGAGGAUGAAAGCUUCGAAUCAUUCACUGAACGUUACGUCAAAUUCUUUGAUGGUGUCGAAGACCUUUUCGAACUUCAACGUGGUUUGAACAACGCUUUUGCUUACGAUCUUGUCCCUGCUCCUUCUGUCAUUGAAGCUGCUCUUAAGGCUUCUCGUCGUGUUAACGACUUUGCCACUGCUGUUCGUGUUUUCGAAGGUCUUGAAGCCAAGGUUGAAAAUGAAAAGCAAUACAAGGAUUAUCUUGCUGAAUUGGAACCUAUUAGAAAGGAAUUGGGUAUUUUGACCAAGGAAGAAUUGAGCCAUAUAUAUGUGUAUAUUCGUAAAUACACCACUGACAAAGAACCAAAAAAGAAGGACGAUGAACCUUUCAAUAUACCUAAAGGAUUCGAGAGUUUUUUCGGUAAACAGUCUGGAAAACAAGCCAAGAAGUCAGCAGAUGAAGCUGCCUCCAAACACGCCAAGAAUUCUUCUGAACAAGUACCUAAACCUCCACCAAAGAACAAUGGACCUGCCCCUGAAAUACAAAUCAAUGGCAAUUUGGUAUUGGGUUCUCUUGUCGGCGGCUAUGUGACCUGGAAGUUGUUUAGCCCUGCUGAAUCCUCACGCGAAAUUACCUGGCAAGGAUUCCGCACUCAAUUGCUCGAUAAAGGUCUUGUUGAUAAGUUAGUCGUUGUCAAUCGUAACCGAGUCCGAGUCCAUUUGAGAUCAGAGGCAGGCUCAUUAGGUGUAUCACCUCAUCAAACCUUUGUUUUCACUAUUGGAUCACCCGAUAGCUUUGAACAAAAGCUAGAAGAAGCUCAAAAUGAACUGGGCAUUCCUUCCAAUGAGCGUAUUCCUGUUGCUUACCGUGAUGAAAUCAGUGUGUUACAGACAUUAUUGCAUUUUGCCCCCACUGUCUUAUUGAUAGGUGUCUUGGUCUACAUGACUCGUCGUGGUGCAGGUGGUGUUGGUGGACAAGGUGGUAUUUUCGGUAUUGGUAAGAGUAAGGCCAAGAUGUUCAACCAAGAAACAGACAUUCGUGUCAAGUUCAAGGAUGUGGCUGGUGCUGAUGAAGCCAAGGAAGAAAUUAUGGAAUUCGUCAAGUUCUUGAAGAAUCCUGCUGCGUAUGAACGUCUUGGUGCUACCAUUCCUAAGGGUGCCAUUUUAUCCGGUCCUCCCGGUACUGGUAAAACCUUAUUAGCCAAGGCUACUGCAGGUGAAGCUGGUGUUCCUUUCUUGAGUGUCUCUGGUUCUGAGUUUGUGGAGAUGUUUGUGGGUGUAGGUCCUUCUCGUGUGCGUGACCUGUUUGCUACCGCUAAAAAGAAUGCUCCUUGUAUUAUCUUUGUGGAUGAAAUUGAUGCCAUUGGUAAAGCAAGAGGUAAAGGAGGUCAAAUGGGUGGCAAUGAUGAAAGAGAAAGUACCUUGAAUCAGCUGUUGGUCGAAAUGGACGGGUUUGAUUCGAGUCAGCAUGUGGUUGUCUUGGCUGGUACCAAUCGUCCUGAUGUCUUGGAUCCUGCCUUGAUGCGUCCCGGUCGUUUUGAUCGUCAUAUUGCUAUUGAUCGCCCUGAUAUUGGUGGCCGUGCUCAGAUCUUCAAGGUCCAUUUGAAGCCCAUCAAGACCAAGGUAGACAUGGAAGAACUGUCCCGUAAACUUGCUGCUCUGACACCUGGCUUUUCUGGUGCUGAUAUCCACAAUGUGUGUAAUGAAGCUGCUUUGAUUGCUGCUCGUAAAAUGAAAGAAGAUGUUGAAGAAAAGGACUUUGAAGAUGCUAUUGAACGUGUCAUUGCUGGUCUAGAAAAGAAGUCUCGCGUGUUGUCUCCUGAAGAAAAGAAGACGGUUGCUUACCAUGAAGCUGGUCAUGCUGUUGCUGGUUGGUACUUGCAAUAUGCUGAUCCUCUUCUCAAGGUCUCUGUCAUUCCUCGCGGUUCAGCCGCACUUGGUUAUGCUCAGUACUUGCCCAAAGACCAAUACCUUUACAGCAAGAAACAAUUGUUGGAUCGCAUGUGUAUGACAUUAGGUGGUCGUGUGUCUGAAGAAAUCUUUUUUGAUUCCAUCACUACAGGUGCUCAUGAUGAUUUACAAAAAGUGACCAAGAUUGCUUAUGCUCAAGUGACUACCUAUGGUAUGAAUGAAAGUAUUGGCCCUCUUUCUUUCACAGACCCUCAAAAUGAACAACAAUUCCAAAAGCCUUUCUCCGAAGAAACUGGUACUUUGAUUGAUAACGAAGCCAGAAAGUUGAUCAUUGAAGCUUAUGCUCGUACCAAGAAUUUAUUGACUGAAAAGAGACAAGAUAUUGAAAAGGUGGCCAAGUUGUUGUUGGACAAGGAAGUCUUGACUCGUGAAGAUAUGGAAAACUUGUUAGGCAAAAGACCUUUUGAAGAAUUCACAGUGUAUGAUGAAUAUGUUCGUAAGAAGGUACGUUGAUAAAUCAUAUUAUCUACUUUAAAUCUCAUUCGCUCAUUAGACUUCUUCACCGCCUCCUUUCCCUGAAGAUACUCCUGGUGGACAGCCCAAUGCUCCCAACUAAUCUGUAAUUUUCUCUUCUUCUUCUAUGUAACAACAGUGAAAUAGACAUACAAAAUAUCCUUAUUGUCAUCCUAUACAGACAAUCAAGUUAACAAAGAUAAAAUAAAUAAAUAAAUAAAAAAGAAAAGCUGUGUAUUAUAAACAAC